GAUCGGCACACUAGUACCGUGACAUUACGAGGAGCCACGACACGCGGAGGCGCCAGCUGCAGAAACCAAACCCAAAAGGAUUCGCAUGGAUUUUUAAUUUAUUUUCGAGCGAGAGUGCAACUGUGUGUGCCAGUGUGUGUGUGUGUGUGUGCGGAACUGUGAUUAGAGUUUGGGGCAAAGGACAACCAAGGAUAAAGCUACACAAGAACCCCCUUUGAGGCUUUCGGAAUAUAUUCGUGCAAUCAGCGAUGGCUCUUAGAUGGGCUCUCCUGUUGGCGAUGCUGACGCUGGCGCGGAGUGCCAAGUUGGACAACAAAUAUCUGCCGCCGCCAGCGAGUGCGGCCAGCGCGGGUGGCAGUCCGGGCGCCGGGCUGCAGGGACCUGGCAGUGGCUUUGGCCGGGGAGGCGGUGCCGCUGGUGGCGGUGGCAACAAUGGCUUGGGUGGCAUCAACAACGGGCUGGGUGGCUUCUCGGGCGCUGGAGGCCCAAGUCGACCCAUUGGACCGGCACCCGCUCAACGGCCCAGUGCUCCAGCGGGUGGCGCCCCGCCGGCCGGUCCGCCCAUUCCGAUUUUGUCGUUUGUGAACGAAAACGACGGCGACGGCAACUACCGCUUCAGCUACGAGACGGGCAACGGCAUCAAGGCGCAGGAGGAGGGCACCGUGAAGAACAAGGGAUCCGACAGCGAGAUCCCCUCCGUCAUGGGCUCCUACUCGUACACCAAUCCCGAGGGCGAGCUGGUCGAGAUCUCCUACACGGCCGAUGAGAACGGGUUCGUGCCCUCCGGAGCAGCCCUGCCCACGCCACCGCCCGUGCCCGAGGCCAUUGCCAAGGCGCUGGCUGCCCAGGGCAUUAACAUACUUCCGGGUGGUGGCUUCAGUGGAGGAGCUGGUGGCCAGGGAGGCGGAGGCGGAACAGGAUAUGGGGGAGGAUCUGGAGGAGGCGGUGGCCAAGGAGGCGGCGGUGGUGCAGGCUAUGGCGGUGGAGGAGGUCGUGGUGGGGCACCAGGAGGCGGUGGCCAAGGAGGAUAUGGAGGAGGUCCUGGCGGUCCAGGUGGCGGCGGUGGCCAAGGAAGCGGCGGUGGAGCCGGUCGCGGUGGUGCCCCAGGAGGCGGUGGCCAAGGAGGAUUUGGUGGCGGCGCUGGAGGCGGCGGUGGCGCAGGCUAUGGCGGUGGAGCCGGUCGUGGCGGUGCACCGGGAGGCGGUGGUGCUCCGGGAGGCGGUGGCCAGGGAGGAUAUGGAGGUGGUCCAGGCGGUCCAGGAGGAGGCGGUGGCGCAGGGUAUGGCGGUGGAGCUGGCCGCGGUGGUGCCCCUGGAGGCGGUGGUCAAGGUGGAUUCGGAGGCGGCGGAGGAGCAGGCUAUGGCGGUGGAGCAGGUCGUGGUGGUGCUCCAGGCGCCGGAGGCCAAGGAGGAUUUGGAGGUGGUCCUGGCGCACCAGGAGGAGGCGGUGGCCAAGGAGGCGGCGGUGGUGCUGGCUAUGGCGGCGGAGCGGGCCGCGUUGGUGCCCCGGGAGGCGGUGGCGCUCCGGGAGGGGGUGGCCAGGGAGGAUAUGGAGGUGGGCCUGGCGCCCCAGGCGGCGGCGGUGGCAAGGGAGGCGGCGGAGGAGCAGGUUAUGGCGGUGGUGCUGGAGGAGCUGGUGGCCAAGGAGGAUUUGGUGGCGCAGCUGGAGGAGGCGGAGGACAAGGAGGCGGCGGAGGCGCAGGCUAUGGCGGUGGAGGCGGUCGUGGUGGUGCACCAGGAGGCGGUGGCCAGGGAGGAUAUGGCGGUGGUCCUGGUGGUCCUGGAGGAGGUGGUGGAGCUGGCCGCGGUGGUGCCCCAGGCGCCGGUGGCCAAGGAGGAUUUGGAGGUGGUCCUGGCGCACCAGGAGGAGGCGGAGGACAAGGAGGCGGCGGAGGCGCAGGCUAUGGCGGCGGUGCCGGUCGUGGUGGUGCCCCAGGAGGCGCUGGCCAAGGAGGAUUUGGUGGCGCCCCUGGUGGAGGCGGUGGACAAGGAGGCGGCGGUGGCGCAGGUUAUGGCGGAGGAGCCGGUCGCGGUGGAGCGGGUGGCCAAGGAGGAUUUGGAGGUGGUCCUGGCGCACCAGGAGGAGGCGGUGGCCAAGGAGGCGGCGGUGGAGCUGGUCGCGGUGGUGCCCCAGGAGGCGGUGGCCAAGGCGGAUUUGGUGGCGCCCCUGGUGGAGGCGGUGGCCAAGGUGGCGGCGGUGGUGCAGGACGCGGUGGUGCUCCAGGUGGCGGCUAUAUCCCUCCCCCACCCGGACUCCCUGGUGGUGGACGAGGCAGCGGGGACUUCAAUCCCCAGACUGGCUACAGCUACUGAGCCCACCGACGGGCUCGCUUCCCUUCCAGCCAAAACCACAUCACUCCGAUCGAUGGAACCUCAGUGCAACGCAAACGCAAACGCAAUCUGC
Drosophila subobscura is the source of this 2403-nucleotide messenger RNA. It is a transcript of the gene Cpr47Ef, whose product is annotated as glycine-rich cell wall structural protein. The record is from RefSeq and is a predicted model, not a curated record. NCBI's taxonomy places the organism in Eukaryota, Metazoa, Arthropoda, Insecta, Diptera, Drosophilidae. Gene Ontology annotation, cellular component: chitin-based extracellular matrix. Gene Ontology annotation, molecular function: structural constituent of chitin-based larval cuticle. The coding region runs from base 249 to 2312 and encodes 687 amino acids. The transcript is spliced from 13 exons.